Molecule: messenger RNA, 1956 nt
Organism: Sugiyamaella lignohabitans
Lineage: Eukaryota; Fungi; Ascomycota; Dipodascomycetes; Dipodascales; Trichomonascaceae
Gene: YCG1
Product: Ycg1p
Exons: 1
Coding region: 1-1956 (651 amino acids)
Biological process (GO): mitotic chromosome condensation
Cellular component (GO): condensed chromosome; condensin complex
Source: RefSeq, a predicted model, not a curated record
AUGCCGUUGUUACCACCAGGCGUGACAAAUGAGGAUAUUCAAACCUUGAAUGUGCUUGUUGGUCAGAUAUUUGACUCGGCUCAGCGGUCUAUAGCUACUCAUCAGAAACUGGUUAUCAAGCUUUCAGCACUUCGCGACAAGUCCAAUAAACAUGGGCUCGAAAGUAUAUUCAACAAAAUCUUCGUGAUGAUGAUUAAUCGAAUUCUUCCUGUCAAGAAAGGGGAAACUUGUGCAGACCGAAUUGUCAAGUUUGUUGAGACAUUUGUUAGUCGCCAAGCAAAUGAUGGAAAUGAACAAAACACCGAUGAAAAUGAAGAAUCAUCGAUUGGCUAUUUUGCCGAGUUUAUUAUUCAACAUCUUCGUCGCGGUAUUACUGCUAAAGAUAAGAAUGUUCGGUUCCGUUGUUGUCAGCUCAUUGCUGUCACCAUCAAUCAUAUUGGAGAGAUUAGCGAUGAUUUAUUCAGUGAAAUCAGUCUAGACUUGAUUUCAAGAUUACACGACAAAGAACCCUCAGUUCGUCUCCAAGCCUCACUUGCACUAUGCAGACUCCAAGGCGUGGACGAAGAGGAAGACGAGGAUGAGGACGAAAUUGGAAAGACAUUGAUUUCCUCGUUACGCACAGAUACUAGUGCUGAAGUUAGGCGAGCUAUUCUUCUCAAUCUUGUCAAGACUCCCAAGAGUCUGCCGUAUCUUUUAGAAAGAGCUCGUGACGUCCAUCCAACGACCCGUCGAUGUGUCUACUCGCGCACGUUGAAAGAAAUCGGUGAUUUCCGUCAGUUAAGUAUCGGCAUGAGAGAAAAAAUUCUUCAGUGGGGAUUACAAGACCGUGAUUCUGCAGUUCGUACAGCAGCAACUAAGAUGUUUGUUUCCAAUUGGCUUGAAACAACCAACAAUGAUCUAGUUGAGUUGCUGGAACGUCUAGAUGUGUUGAAUAGUAAAAUCGCCGAGACAGCUAUGUUGGCCUUUUUUGAUUCCAGGCGGGAUGUUUUGGAUAAACUACAAUUUUCUGACGAGUUCUGGCAGGCUUUGAGUGGGGAGUCGGUCUUUUUAGCACGUAUGUUCAAUCAGUACUGCAAUGCACACGAUGAACUGAAAGACUUGGCUGAUGUAAGAAUGCCAGAACUGACCAAACUGGCUUUCCUGACGGAAAAGUACCUGGGAUUACUGGAAAAGACUGGCAAUGACCCAGAAUUGGAGUUUAUCAUUGAACAGCUUCUCACAAUAAUCUCGACCUCGGAUUUCAGUGACGAAAUUGGCAGGCGUAAAAACCUUGUUAUGCUACGAAAUUCCAUCGUGGCCCUAGAUCUUAAUGAGAGCCUGAUCAACCUUUCAAUGGAAAUAAUAUACAAAAUCUCGGUUAGCGAGCGAGACUUUUCUCAGAUAUUAGUUGAGUUGAUCGACGAUAUCCGUGAUACAGUUGAUCAAAACGACGAGUCAAACGAAUCACAGCUGGUAGUUCUGUUGAAGUGUCUAUUUGUAAUGAAGAGUGCUCUUGAGCUGAUCCGGUCGCCUCUCGAGGACAAUGUGCAUCUCAACUCACUUUUACACGCCCUGGUUGUUCCUGCAAUGGAGAAUGGAGAAGCUGCAGUGCGAGAAAGAGGUAUCCACUGUCUUGGACUGUGUUCAUUCCUUAGUAAAGAUCUGGCAGCCAAGAAUCUGGACAUUUUUGUGCAAUGCUUUGCACAGGGUCAUGAAUCACUGAAACUGGAUGCCAUUCGAAUUAUCAGCGACCUGCUGAUUAUUCACGGUCUUGAUGUGGUGAACGAAGAUAGCUUGAUGACCAUUUACAAGUUGUAUUACAAGGCAGUUAGAAAUACCAGGCUGCCUGAAUUGCAAGCACUGGCUGCCGAAGCAGUUUGCAAGCUGCUUCUCCAGGGUGUAUUUACCGAAGAAGAUGUAAGUUUGAUGUGGGACACCAACAACAAAAAGACAAAAAAAAGAGCAUACAUAUACUAA